Messenger RNA from Octopus bimaculoides (California two-spot octopus), 4576 nucleotides. RefSeq lists its product as uncharacterized. NCBI's taxonomy places the organism in Eukaryota, Metazoa, Mollusca, Cephalopoda, Octopoda, Octopodidae. The record is from RefSeq and is a predicted model, not a curated record. Gene Ontology annotation, biological process: regulation of transcription by RNA polymerase II. Gene Ontology annotation, molecular function: DNA-binding transcription factor activity, RNA polymerase II-specific. Gene Ontology annotation, cellular component: nucleus.
ACUAAAUCUGUAAACAGUGAAGUUGUAGUUUUACAAUUUCGGUACGUUGUUAAUACUAACUAAUCAACUCCUGUAAUUAACAUAAGAAACUAUUUAUUAAUUAGAACAAAAUACAGAAAUCUUGUUGUCAUCAGACAUGUUAAAGAGAAAGCCACUGCUGUAAUCAAGUUGCUCCCUAUAUUUUUUUUAAGAAUCAAAAGGUGUCCACUUUUAAAUGAUACAUGUGCAGAAUAUCAGAUGGCAUUGGAUAUUUAAAGAAAUUUUUACAUCAGAUACAUCUUCAAUAUUUAUCAUCUUUUAGACUAAACAGAGCAGAAAUAAUCCUGUUUAUAUAAAUCUAUGGUCUGGCAGAAGAACUUACCUGCAGCAUUUCCAAUAUUUUCUUUAAGCUGAAAUUAAUAACAACAUUUCCCUUCUCUCUCAGGAUUAUGUAUAAGAUGAUUUUUCUAACUUGAAUUACAAAGAUGUUUGCAGUAUCUUCUGGUAUUGAUGAAAAUACAUCAAAAGGAAUAUGUUUUUAAAUACAAACUAUAAAAAAAAAAUGAGAAAGAAGUCAAUAUAUUGAGGUGAGAGAAUGAAAUUAUGGAAAAGGUAAAGUGUGAAACUGAUGAGUCUAGCAGGGUUGAUUUUUCAGAAAAGAUGCCAAAAGAGAUAGGACAGCCAUCAUACCAUGGUGGUAUAUUCUUCCUAAAUCAUCACUUAACAGCUCAUAGAAGCAUUCCUACUGGAGAGAAACCAUAUCACUGUGGUAUCUGUGGUAAAUCAUUCUCUGAAAGCAGUCAUUUAACUAACCACAAACAUAUUCACACAGGACAGAAAGCACAUCACUGUGAUGUCUGUAGCAAAUCAUUUUAUCGAAAUGAUGAAUUAAUUACUCAUAUACGUAUUCACACAGGUGAGAGACCAUAUCAGUGUGAUAUCUGUGGUAAAUCAUUUACUGUAAAAUGUGUCUUAACUAAACACAAACUUAUUCAUACUGGAGAAAGACCUUAUCACUGUGAUAUUUGUGGCAAGUCAUUCUCUCUGAAAGGUAACCGAGAUACCCAUAAACGUAUUCAUACAGGAGAGAAGCCGUAUCGCUGUGACAUCUGUGGUAAAUCCUUUUCUGAAAAUGGUGAUAUAACUCUGCACAAGCGUAUUCAUACAGGAGAGAAACCAUAUCAGUGUGAUAUCUGUGGUAAAUCAUUCUCUAGAGGAAGUACCUUAAUUGCUCACAAACGUAUUCAUACAGGAGAGAAACCAUAUCACUGUGAUAUUUGUGGUAAAUCAUUCUCUCAGUGUGGUGUCUUAACCAGCCACAAACGUAUUCAUACAGGAGAGAAACCAUAUUUAUGUGAUAUCUGUGAUAAAUCAUUCUCUGAAAAAAGUCACUUAACUAGCCACAAACGUAUUCAUACAGGAGAGAAACCAUAUCUGUGUGAUAUCUGUGGUGAAUCGUUCUCUGGAGGAAGUACCUUAAUUACUCACAAACGUAUUCAUACAGGAGAGAAACCCUAUGAAUGUAAUAUCUGUGGUAAAUCAUUCACUGAAAGAAGUCACUUAACAAAACAUAAACGUAUUCAUACUGGAGAAAAACCAUAUCAGUGUGAUGUCUGUGGUAAAUCAUUCUCUGGAAGUAGUGAUUUAACUAGACACAAAAGUAUUCAUACAGGGGAGAAGCCAUAUCAUUGUGAUAUCUGCAGUAAAUCAUUCUCUCAAAGUAGUGUUUUAAUUAAGCACAAACGUAUUCAUACAGGAGAAAAACCAUAUCACUGUGAUGUCUGUGGUAAAUCAUUCUCUCAAAAGAGUCACUUAACUAAACAUGUUUGUAUUCAUACAGUGCCAGAAGCCGUGCUAUAAAAUAUGUUGUAACUGAAGAUGUAUUCACUCUGGAAAGAAAACAUUUCAGUGUGGUAACAACAUCUCAACAUUAUAUUUUCUGUCACCACAUAUCUCUACAUCAGUAAGAUAAAUUACAAUUGCAAUAUUUUUGAUAAAAAUAUUUUUUAAAAGCUUAAUUACAUCCCAAUAGUUUUAAGUUCCAUAAUCAUUAUUUUAUUAUCAAUCAUUGCCUCCUUAGGGUAGAAAAUGCCAUUACAUUUGUACAAACAAAUCCCUCCAAAUUAACUGUCUUUGAAUGUACUUUUAAUAAUAUUUAUCAAUACCAAUGUGCUUUAUUGGUAUUGAUUCUGCUUUGUUCUGAUAGUAACAACUUCGGCAAUAUUAAGCUUUAUCAGCCCUAAGACAACAACAGUGACAUGGAGACAUUUAGCUCAUGAGCAAAUGCUUGCAGUUCCUUGGUUUUAUGAGAUAUACAGAGGUCUGGCAGAAGAACUUACCUGCAGCAAUUCCAUGGUCUUAGGAGAUAUACAAAUGUCCAAGAUGAACUCACCUGAGGAAGUUCCAUGUUAUUGGGAGACAUACAAAGGUGUGUGAGAGGAAUGUAACUGAGGUAGUUCCAUGGUCUUUGAGAGGAACUCAACUAGGGCAGUUCCAUGGCCUUACAAGACAUACAGCAGUUUUGGAUAGAGAUUAACUUAGGGCAGUGGCAUGGUCUUAGGAGACAUACAGAGUUCUUGGAGAGAAACUCACCUAGGGCAGUUGUAUGGGAUUAGGAGGCAACAGUCUUCAGAAAUGAACUCUGCUGGACCAGCUCCAUAGUCAUAGAAGGUAUACAAAGGUUUGGAGAGGAAAUCAACUAGGAUACAUGCAGAGAUUUUUGACUUAGGAGAUUUCGAGUGAUCUUGGAGAUGGACUCAGCUGGGACAGUUCUAUGGUCUUUGAAGACAUAUAGAGCUCUUUGAGAGAAACUAACCUGGGCAGUUCAGGGUUCUUAGGAAAUAUAUAGAGGCCUAGGAGAUGAACUUUCCUGGAGCAGUUCCAUUAUCUUAGAGACAUAGAACAAUCUUUGAGAGGAACUCAUGGAUUUAGGAGAUGUACAAAUGUCCAGAAGAAGAAAUGAACUGAGACAGUUCCAUGAUCUUAUAAAUCAUACUGAGGUCUUGAAGAGAAACUCACUUAGGACUGUUCCAUAGUUGUGGGAGACAUUCAGAAGUGUGUAUGUGAUCAGAAAGAGAAUUACCUCGGGCUGUCGCAUGGUCUUAGGAAAUGGAGGGUUCCAAAACAAGCUCAUCUGGACAGUUCUAUGGUCUUAAGAGAUAUAUGGAGGUCUUGAAAAGAACUUAUCUGGGCAGACUCGUAGUUGUAGGUGACAUACAGAGUUCUUGGAGAGGGACUCACCUGAUGCAGUUCCAUAGUCUUAUGGGAAAUACAGAAAUCUUGGAUAAGUGUGAUGAAAAAAAAGCACCCAGUACACUUUGUAAAGUGGUUGGUGUAGAAACUAUGCCAAAAUAGACAUUGGAACUCAAAGCAGCCCUCUGACACAUUGGAUCCUGUUGAACUGUUUAACCAAUAUGCUGAUAUGGAAUACAUCAUCAUCAUAAUUGUUAAACAUCCGCUUUCCAUGCUGGCAUGGGUUGGACGGUUUGACUGAGGACUGGCAAACCAGAGGGCUGUACCAGGAUCCAAAUCUGAUCUGACAAAGUUUCUACAACUGGAUGCCCUUCCUAACGCCAACCACUCCAAGAGUGUAGUGGGUGCUUUUUAUGUGCCAUUGGCAUGAGGGCCUGUCAGGUAGUACUGGCAACAACCACACUUGAAUGGUUCUUUUAACGUGCCACUGGCAUGGGUGCCACGACAAUGACUCGGCCACAAUUUAAGCAAAAAUAAACUAAGAGAAAUAGUUCAGGGUGACCAGUAGUAUGAAUAUGGACAAUAAGAACAAAUAAGGGUAUAUCAAAUACAAGAUGAAUUCUUUAUUGAAAUUAACUUCUUAAGAGUAAACAAAUGUCUCAGGAAUUCAUGACUAAAUAAAAAAUUCUUCAAUAGCAUGUCAAUUUCCGAAAGAAAGACCAGAUGUGAAGUCAAGUCAGAAGGUGAGUGUGAGAGAGAGAAUAGGGUUAGAGGAACAGAAAAGGUGGGUGGGUAGGUAAGUGUAUUGGAAUGAAAAGAGUGACAUGAUUAGAGAUGGGAGGAAAUAGGGCUAAGUCAGGGAAGAGAAGGGGGUAAUAAGGGAUAGUAGUAGGAAUACAAUGUAGGAGGUUAAGAGAGCUUCAAUAUUACUUUCCCCCAACACAAAACCAAACUACAUCUCAUUUAGGUUAACUUUCUUCCCAAUUAUCGAGUUUUCUGUUACUUCCUGGCUGAUCCAACAAUUUGAUACCUCUGCAAUUACUUCUCCCUAAGAUAUCUCCUUAAAAUAAGAGUGGGAGGUUAAAGGAAAACAAAAUGAUCCACGUGUUCUUGUAUUUCACAGAUAGAAUGAUUCACAAUGUACUGUUGUGUUUCAUAACUUAGCAAUACCAUUUGUUGCUACAUGAAGAAUCCCAAGAAUAAAUCGUAAUUAAGAUGUAAAUAUGGUGACUACUAUUAAACUCGAGAUGAAAAGUUUUAACGUUAUCAAAAAUACUACUACUACUAAUAAUAACACAGCUAAAUGCUUGUCAUUAAGGAAAGAGGGUAGUGUAACAAUUUGAUAUUACAUCAUUUAAAACUUAGCUUAAUUGUUCUUACUUGACCACUUACAUGAAUAAAAUGA